Molecule: messenger RNA, 3065 nt
Organism: Talpa occidentalis (Iberian mole)
Lineage: Eukaryota; Metazoa; Chordata; Mammalia; Eulipotyphla; Talpidae
Gene: CORO6
Product: coronin 6
Exons: 10
Coding region: 491-1906 (471 amino acids)
Biological process (GO): cell migration; actin filament organization
Molecular function (GO): actin filament binding
Source: RefSeq, a predicted model, not a curated record
ACGCGGGAACUUCUUCGCAAAUUUUUUGAGGGGCAACCCUUAAGGACCCACAGCUGGUCUGGAGCUAAGAUCCAAGGACCAAGGUCUCUGAUUUUGGACAAGGUGCCUCCGGGGGAUAAACCACUUGAGUUAAGUGAUGCUCAUCGGGGCUGCAGCGGGAGGGCAUCCUCGCUCUGAGGCUUCUCCCAACGCGGCUGAAACUUUCAGGAGAUUUCCGGCCUGGUCAGACUCCACUGUCCUGGGUCUCUCUCUAAGGCCCCUCCCGUUAAACAGCACGUUCUAGGUGGCCGAGGACUUCCCCAUGCUUUCAUCACCUUGAAGCAGCUCCCCGUUUCUAAGUCCAGAUGCUCCAUGAGUUUAUACCUGACUCCUGGCCAGAUAACCCGUCUCACUUGCACCCUCCACUCUUCCUCCCUCCCACAGCUCACAGGACUAAGGACCAAAGAAAGGCAUUUCUGGGCACCGAGAUCUUCCAUCUCUGCCCCCAGCCAUGAGCCGGCGUGUGGUUCGGCAGAGCAAGUUCCGCCAUGUGUUUGGGCAGGCGGCAAAGGCUGACCAGGCCUACGAGGACAUCCGUGUGUCCAAGGUCACAUGGGACAGCUCCUUCUGUGCCGUCAACCCCAAAUUUCUGGCCAUUAUUGUGGAGGCUGGAGGUGGGGGUGCCUUCAUCGUCCUGUCUCUGGCCAAGACAGGGCGAGUGGAUAAGAACCACCCACUGGUCACUGGGCACACUGCUCCUGUGCUGGACAUUGACUGGUGCCCACACAAUGACAACGUCAUCGCCAGUGCCUCUGACGACACCACCAUCAUGGUGUGGCAGAUUCCAGAUUACACCCCUGUGCGCAACAUUACGGAACCCAUCAUCACACUGGAGGGUCACUCCAAGCGCGUGGGCAUCCUCUCCUGGCAUCCCACUGCCCGGAAUGUCCUGCUCAGUGCAGGUGGUGACAAUAUGAUCAUCAUCUGGAACGUGGGCACUGGGGAGGUGCUCCUGAGUCUGGACGACAUGCACCCGGACGUCAUCCACAGCGUGUGCUGGAACAGCAAUGGUAGCCUGCUAGCCACCACCUGCAAGGACAAGACCCUGCGCAUCAUCGACCCCCGCAAAGGCCAGGUGGUGGCGGAGAGGUUUGCGGCCCACGAGGGGAUGAGGCCCAUGCGGGCUGUCUUCACGCGCCAGGGUCAUAUCUUCACCACGGGCUUCACCCGCAUGAGCCAGCGAGAGCUGGGCCUGUGGGACCCGAACAACUUUGAGGAGCCCGUGGCACUCCAGGAGAUGGACACGAGCAAUGGGGUUUUAUUGCCCUUCUACGACCCUGACUCCAGCAUCGUCUACCUAUGCGGCAAGGGCGACAGCAGCAUUCGGUACUUUGAGAUAACCGAGGAGCCACCUUUCGUGCAUUACCUGAACACAUUCAGCAGCAAGGAGCCGCAGAGGGGCAUGGGCUUCAUGCCUAAGCGGGGGCUGGACGUCAGCAAGUGUGAGAUUGCCCGGUUCUACAAGUUGCACGAAAGGAAGUGUGAACCCAUCAUCAUGACCGUGCCCAGAAAGUCAGACCUGUUCCAGGACGACCUGUACCCAGAUACACCGGGUCCCGAACCGGCUCUUGAAGCGGACGAAUGGCUGGCAGGCCAGGACGCCGAGCCCGUGCUCAUCUCGCUGAGGGAGGGCUACGUGCCGCCCAAGCACCGCGAGCUCCGCGUCACCAAGCGCAACAUCCUGGACGCGCGCCCGCCCGCAGGGCCCCGCCGCAGCCAGUCGUCCAGCGAUGCCCCUUUGUCGCAGCACACCCUGGAGACGCUGCUGGAGGAGAUCAAGGGCCUCCGCGCGCAGGUGCAGGCCCAGGAGCAGCGCAUCACGGCCUUGGAGAACAUGCUCUGCGAGCUGGUGGACGGCACCGACUAGCUGCGCUUGGGGGGGUCCCGGAGGACUCAGCCGGGUGGGCGGGGCGCCAGGACUCAGCCCCGCCCUGGCUUUUGGUCCUGACCAGCCUCCCGGUAGGGGCCGGGCCGGGCCGUCCGGGACGGGGCGGGGAAGGCCCCCCUCGCGGGAGUAGUGGACAAGUGGAGCGUCGCUGAGACUCACGUCGGUCUGGCGCCCACCAGGCCAGGGGCCUCAUCCGGUUCUCAGCGGGGCUGGCCUUGGGAGGCCUGGGGUGACUGGGGCCUCAGCAACGCAGGGCAGGGGCGGUGCGUAAUAGCGAGGUGCUUGGGAAUAUCGAGGAGCUUAUGCCUCACUCGGAGGCAGUUAGAUGGGCUUCCCCAAAGAAGCGGGGGAAUCUUACAGCACUCCCUCCACAUCGGCUCACUUGAUCCCACCCCCCCAAGUGGUAAACCAGACGGUCGUCACCCCAGUUCUACAGACACCUACAACUCACUGGCGGCAGUCGGUGGCUGACCGACCGACCGGACCCGGCCGCCUGCGGAGAGGGCUCGCUUCCUUCUCUCAACCCGCAGGGGACAGGGCCGCCUCCACACAGCACCCCAGCAGGAGAACUAACCAGAGAACUGGCAUGAGGAAGAAGGUUCACACAUACCCCCACCCCCACCCCCUGACCCACACACUGCCCCUGGCCUUCUGCUGUGGCCUUGACUCUGGGGGGGUGGGGGGAACAAAAUGAACUCAAUGAAAUAUUUUAUUAAGUUAUAUCUGUCUGAACCUCCUGCCUGGGUGGGAGGGAGGGUAAUGAGACCCCCAAACUCUGAAAAUGCUACCCCCUGCCAUCCGGGGGCCUUGACAAAUGCAACUGCAGGCCUAGGACCCACCAGGUGCCCUCCUACCUCAGAGCCUUCCCCACAGCCAGGUUCAGAAGGAACCCCGAUCCGCAGGUGAGCCGUCUGCCCCAGUAAAGCAGGUAGGAAAAGCAUCGGGUUUGAAGCCUCUUUUAUUUGUGCCUCAGAAUCAGUCUGGUGCCCCUGGCAUCAGGGAAGUGGGGAGAGGAACAGUUUGUCUUUUCUUCCAUUCCUUGUGUGUCCCUUCUGAGUCUCAGGGCUGAACCAGGAAGGCCAGUCUGAGAGGACCCGGACAAGGGUGUGCAGUGGGUCUCUGCCCCUGGCGGGGUCUG